Messenger RNA from Chaetomium strumarium, 1596 nucleotides. Its product is annotated as enolase C-terminal domain-like protein. Gene Ontology annotation, biological process: amino acid catabolic process; D-galactonate catabolic process. The record is from RefSeq and is a predicted model, not a curated record. The transcript is spliced from 4 exons. Bases 177 to 1322 code for a protein of 381 amino acids. NCBI's taxonomy places the organism in Eukaryota, Fungi, Ascomycota, Sordariomycetes, Sordariales, Chaetomiaceae. Gene Ontology annotation, molecular function: galactonate dehydratase activity.
GUUGUAUUUCCCCACUCGACCCCUCAUGGCACCCUGUUUCCUGUCUUGGAGUGAGAUGGGUCAUGGGCGAUCAACCAUCAUGUUCAAAUUCCAUCUCGUUCGCCGCCAAACAAGUAGUUUCCUCUGGGCAAUUCAAGAGACACCACGCUACAGGUCGCUGUUAACAACAGAGCAUCAUGGGCAGGAUCGCUUCUAUGGAGUAUUUCCGCGUCCCCCCGCGCUGGCUCUUUGUGAAGAUUACGGACGAGCUGGGGAAUGUCGGCUGGGGCGAGGCCUCCCUGGAGGGCCACACCCAGGCCGUCGAGGGAUGCUUGGACGCGUGGUUUGAGCGGUACAAGGGGAUGGAUCCCGACGACAUCGAGCACAUCUGGCAAAUGUCCUGGCGCACAAGCUUUUACCGCGGCGGACCUGUCUUCAUGAGCGCAUUGGCGGGCAUUGAUAUUGCGCUCUGGGACCUCAAAGCAAGGAAGCUCGGGGUUCCCAUCUACCAACUCCUUGGCGGGAAGCUGAGGGACAAGCUCAGGGUCUACGCUUGGAUUGGUGGUGACCGUCCAGGAGAUGUUGAAGCUCAAGCACUCGCCAGGAAGGCACAGGGAUUCCAUGCCGUCAAGAUGAACGCGACCGAAGACCUGGGGUGGCUGGACUCCCCGGAAGCCCUGCAGAGCUGCGUGGAUCGCGUCAAGACGGUGAAGAGUCUUGGUAUGGACGCCGGGAUCGAUUUCCACGGCAGAGUGCAUCUCCCCAUGGCGAAGCAGCUCGUCAAGGCAUUAGAGCCGCAUUCUCCGUUCUUCGUCGAAGAGCCGCUCCUCUCAGAGCACAUCGCGGGAAUCAAGAGCCUGCACCAGCUCACGUCCUGCCCCAUUGCACUAGGAGAGCGUCUUCACAGCCGAUGGGACGUGCGGCCGUUCCUGGAGGCCGGGUGCGUGGACGUCCUGCAGCCGGACAUCAGCCACGUCGGAGGCAUAUCCGAGAUGCGCCGCAUCGCCGUCAUGGCGGAGACGUACGACGUCGCCCUGGCGCCUCAUUGUCCGCUGGGACCCAUAGCGUUGGCGGCGAACUUCCAGGUGGACAUUGUCAGUGCCAAUUUCGCGAUCCAAGAGAUGAGCCUCGGCAUCCACUACAACAGCACGGGGCAGGAUAUCACGAGCUAUAUCACGAAUCCCGAUGUGUGGAAAGUUGAGGACGGCUACGUGGCCAUCCCGACGGGACCAGGGUUGGGAGUUGAGAUUGACGAGCAGCAGGUGCGGGCCUUGUCGAAGGAUGAGAAACCGUGGAUCUCGCCAGGGUUUAUCGGGCCCGGAGGUGAGAUUCGCGAAUGGUGAUGUUGGCAAAGAAUUGAAUGCAGAGCAAACAUUAGAAAGAGCGUGUCUUACUCCGAGAAUAUCCUUUCGGUGCGGCCUUGCUACCUUGUCUCUUUCACACAACAAAAACUAUAACAACCAAGUGAAGAACUUAGAAAGGAGCUGCUCGAAGCAAGCAGGCAGUCGCGUCAGUGGAGACAAACGAAAGUGCCAAGUGGUGGCAGGUGCCACCCACUGCUGUGUUUUCUCGUGGUCCUGCAACUUCUGCUUCCGAAAUCCGAAUGGAACAUCCAUC